UCAACACAUCCAUGGAAACUUCAAUCUCCUACUACCUUUGGCUCUUCAUCGUCUUUCUUUUCCUCAUCAAGAAGUAUUUGCAGAAAACUAACAAAAGACUCCCACCAAGCCCUUCUUUUUCAUUGCCCAUCAUAGGUCAUCUCUACCUCUUUAAGAAACCUCUCCACAGAACUCUUGCAAAAUUAUCUGAAAAAUAUGGUCCAAUCUUAUACCUUAAACUUGGAUCCCGCCCGGUUCUUGUUGUAUCUUCUCCAUCUUCUGUUGAGGAAUGCUUCACCAAAAACGACAUCUCUUUCGCAAACCGCCCACAGCUGCUUGCUGGCAAAUACCUUGGAUAUAACUAUACCACGGUCAUCUGGGCUCCUUAUGGCUCUCACUGGCGCAACUUGAGACGCAUAGCUGCCCUUGAGCUGCUGUCAUCCAGCCGCCUACAGAUGUUUCAUGACAUACGAGCAGAUGAAGUCAGGUCGUUAAUUUGCAAGCUUUUUCGAUGGUCUAAUGGUAGUGAACCGCAGAGUUUAGAUAUGAAGUCAACGUUUUUCGAGCUUACUCUAAAUGUUUUGAUGAGAGUGAUUGCUGGGAAGAGAUACUAUGGGGAAGACAUCGGAGAGUCCAGUGAAGCUAAGAUGUUUGAACAAAUUGUGAAAGAAAGUUUUCAAUUGAGUGCGCCUAACAUUGGAGAUUUCUUGCCAGUUUUGAAGUACGUUGGAUCUGGUGGACUUGAAAAAAAACUGGUGAAAUUGCAAAAGAUGAGGGAUGAGUUCAUGCAAUCUCUGAUCGAAGAACGCAGAAAAGUGCAGAGUGGCAGUGUUUCUGAACAGAAGAGCAAGACCAUGGUGGAUGUCUUGCUGUCACUGCAGGCAACUGAACCUGAAUAUUAUACUGAUGAAAUCAUAAAAGGCAUGAUGCAGGUCAUGUUAUCAGCAGGAAGUGACACCUCAGCUGGAACUAUGGAAUGGGCUCUAUCACUUCUACUCAACAACCCAGAAGCCCUAGCAAAAGCACAGACAGAAAUUGAUGAAAAAAUUGGGAAAAGCAGGCUAAUUGAGGAAUCAGAUCUUGCUAAUCUCCCCUAUCUCCAUUGCAUCAUAAGUGAGACCCUCAGAAUGUGCUCACCAGCCGCACUUAUCCCCCCACAUGAGUCAUCAGAGGACUGCACCGUGGGAGGCUUCAAUGUUCCUCGUGGAACAAUGCUGUUGGUGAACGCAUGGGCCAUACAUCAUGAUCCUAAGUUGUGGGAACAUCCUGAACAAUUUAAGCCAGAGAGGUUUCAAAAUGCACAAGAAAGAGAUGUUUUCAUGUACUUGCCAUUUGGGAUAGGAAGGAGAGGCUGUCCUGGGGAAGGGUUAGCCAACCGGAUCGUAGGGCUGGCAUUAGGGUCAGUCAUUCAGUGUUUUAACUGGGAGAGAAAUGGUGAAGAGAUGGUGGACAUGACUGAAGGAACUGGCCUCGCAAUGCCUAAAGCUCACCCUUUGCUAGCAAAAUGCAGCCCACGCCCAACGAUGCUGGCCUUACUUUCUCAACUCUAACAAUAUGUCAAUAUCUCUUUGGUUUUCUGGGCUUUGUUAUUUCCAGUCAUAUGUAUAACAUGUUAUCAGAUAAGUUCAAGCUUGGUUGUGCAUUAUGCAUACAAAGCAUUGUAAAAUAUGGAUGGUUGGCAUCUUAUCAUACUGAUAACUUUCUCUGUUGAUAUACACAUUCUGUUACAAAUUUAAGCC
This is a messenger RNA of Fragaria vesca subsp. vesca, 1718 nucleotides long. RefSeq names its product cytochrome P450 81D1-like. Gene Ontology annotation, molecular function: iron ion binding; heme binding; oxidoreductase activity, acting on paired donors, with incorporation or reduction of molecular oxygen. The record is from RefSeq and is a predicted model, not a curated record. The transcript has 2 exons. NCBI's taxonomy places the organism in Eukaryota, Viridiplantae, Streptophyta, Magnoliopsida, Rosales, Rosaceae. Bases 12 to 1529 code for a protein of 505 amino acids.